AUGUAAUUCAACUUAUAAUUUUAAUUACUUUAAAAAAUUUUUAAUUAAAAUAGCUUUUUUGUUCAGUGUGAAGAUAAUUAGAUAAUAUUUUACUAUCCAUUUGUUGAAAUUUUUGAUUUAAUUUCAGGAUAAAGAUCAGAAUACUUUUAUUAAAAUAUAUAUAUAUUAGGAAUGAUGUAAAAUGUUUAGUAAACUAUACCUUUGAUAAGUAAGCAAGACUAGUUAGUAGUAGUUUUUUUUAGCUAAAAUGUCAAUUUUUUUAGCAAAUAGGACUUUCAAAUUUAAAAUUAUUUGUUUGAGUAUAGAUAUAAUAAUACUAGCUUAUUCUAUGAUGGCAAUCAUAAAAUAUUGAUUGGACUAACAGGAUCAUUAAAAUAAGUAAACAUUAUUAAUAUUCCAGGAAAUUUAUAAUUAUUCCUUUAUCAAUGUGUCGCAUAAUUUGCUGAAAAUGCAGUUUAUUAUCAUUAAGAAUAGACUAGCUUGAUAGUAGUUGAUAGCAGUCCAACUAUUUAUCUUUUUAAUUAUUUAACCCUUAAUGUUACAAGUUUUAGAAUUGAUGUAAAUAACAUCCAAGGCAUUUUGAUGGAUAAAAACAAGAAUAUAGCUUUUUUAUAUUCAAAUUAAUUUAUAUUAACAUUUUAAUUUCCUAGUAUGUAAUUUAUAGAAACAAUAUCUUUAUAAAACUAUAAUGCUACUUCUAUAGUAUAAGUUUAUCUAAAUACACAAAAUUCUUUAUGCUAGCCCUACUAAAUUGCUUUAAUACUAAAAAGUAUAACAUUUAAAUAUCAAGAAUGA
Tetrahymena thermophila SB210 is the source of this 795-nucleotide messenger RNA. RefSeq lists its product as hypothetical. The record is from RefSeq and is a predicted model, not a curated record. The transcript is spliced from 4 exons. NCBI's taxonomy places the organism in Eukaryota, Ciliophora, Oligohymenophorea, Hymenostomatida, Tetrahymenidae.